Molecule: messenger RNA, 1387 nt
Organism: Pyricularia grisea
Lineage: Eukaryota; Fungi; Ascomycota; Sordariomycetes; Magnaporthales; Pyriculariaceae
Exons: 3
Coding region: 165-1241 (358 amino acids)
Biological process (GO): DNA-templated DNA replication; DNA repair
Cellular component (GO): DNA replication factor C complex; nucleus; Ctf18 RFC-like complex
Molecular function (GO): DNA binding; DNA clamp loader activity; ATP hydrolysis activity
Source: RefSeq, a predicted model, not a curated record
AGUUGAUCGCGUAAAGUGCAUCCUGAAUUCAGAAAUCAGACGAUCAAGCCAGUUCUAUGCCGGCGGAGGAUACCUGCGAGUACUGAAGAGCAGAUAAUACCCAUCAGACAAUACGCCUCUUUACUGGAAAAUAUUUUCCAGGAUCUUGAACCAAGAACAGCAGAAUGGCUCCAGCCAAAGUCGUCGAGGAGAAGGGCGAGUCCUCAACAGCCGCAGCCAAAAAAGCCGUAUCAGCGAAUGCAAAUGGCGCUCCAAACUACGAGCUACCAUGGGUUGAAAAGUACAGACCUGUAUUCCUCGACGAUGUGGUUGGAAACACCGAGACGAUCGAGCGGUUAAAAAUCAUCGCAAAGGACGGCAACAUGCCGCACGUCAUCAUCUCGGGAAUGCCAGGUAUUGGAAAGACGACCAGUGUUCUCUGCUUGGCGCGGCAACUGCUAGGGGAUUCAUACAAGGAGGCGGUUUUAGAACUGAACGCCAGUGACGAGCGAGGAAUCGAUGUGGUCCGAAACAGAAUCAAAGGAUUUGCUCAAAAGAAAGUUACCCUACCGGCAGGACGACACAAGCUGGUGAUUCUUGAUGAGGCCGACAGCAUGACGUCCGGCGCACAGCAGGCCCUGAGGCGUACCAUGGAGAUCUAUUCCAACACGACCCGAUUUGCUUUCGCGUGCAACCAGUCCAACAAGAUCAUAGAACCUCUGCAGUCUCGAUGCGCUAUCCUUCGGUAUGCGCGCCUGACGGACGCACAGGUGGUCAAACGGCUACUGCAGAUCAUCGAGGCCGAGAAGGUCGAGUACAGCGACGACGGGCUGGCCGCGCUGGUAUUCAGCGCCGAGGGCGACAUGCGUCAGGCCAUCAACAACCUGCAGUCGACGUAUUCUGGUUUUGGGUUUGUGAGCGGCGACAACGUCUUCAAGGUCGUCGACUCGCCGCACCCGAUCAAGGUCCAGGCCAUGCUGAAGGCGUGCCACGAGGGCAACGUCGACUCGGCGCUCGAUGCGCUGCGGGAGCUGUGGGGGCUGGGUUACUCGAGCCACGACAUCAUCAGCACCAUGUUCAAGGUCACCAAGACGAUACAGACGCUCAGUGAACACACCAAGCUGGAGUUCAUCAAGGAGAUUGGCUUUGCGCACAUGAAGAUCCUCGAGGGCGUGCAGACGCUGUUGCAGCUGAGUGGCUGUGUAGUCAGGCUGUGCAAGUUGAAUAUGGAUCCGAAAAAGUUUGAGAUACCCAAAAAGUGAAUAAGCUCCGGGGAUGGAGAAAUCACGGGCGAUGCCUGCCAUGCAAGAGUCUGUGUGUCUAGGUUUCUUUGGUUUUUUUUUUCUCUCAUGGCGUCGGCGUUCGGGACUGCGACGCUUGUUACUUUAGCGCGAUAAAUAGAUUGAUG